CAGUCGCUGUUCGGCGUUCGGGCGGCGAGCUCGUAGCAGGGUGCGCGCGUUCCACUUGGCGGUACUAUCGCUUCGGCAGAAGUUUUGCGGACAUCGCGAUCUAACAAAUCACUGGCAGCCUUUCUUUCGUGACUGAUCGAGUGAUCUUAGACGCACUGUAGAAAGUGAAAAUGCACAGUUGAAGCGUGAUAAUAAAUUGUGUAAGGACUUUUACUUAUCUCGGUGUUAAGUGACUAAAGUGGGACGGACGAAGUUGAAAGUGAAAUAAACUUAUUGGGACUCGUUUCGAUAUCAGCGCAGUUUUGAAUAAAAACUGUGACUCGAUUAUUGAAGCGCGGUAGAACUUUCCGUUUACGGUAAGAGGCUUCGUUUACCCGAAAUUUCAGCGAAAUUAUACCGUAGGAUAAUCCGGUAUUUCACAAUCUUGCUGAAGUAACAAGACGUGAUUUGCUGUGGAAAGAACAACUAUUAUGUCGAAAGUGAAUUUGUUUGCCUGAGUGAUUAGACUGCCGACGCGUCGGGGGAAUGAAUUGUGAAUUUUGUGUGUUAAGUGCUAAAGUCGAACUUUGUGUAAAUCGAUGAAGUUUCACGUGUGACUGUCAUUUGGGGAUUUUCUGAAAAUCUAUCACCAUGGAGACGGAGGAACUUACAAAACUCGUCGAUGGCAUAUACAAGAAUAUUUUGGAUAAAUUCAAUCCUGGUGCCCGGCAGAUGAUAACGGCUGGCAAAGCUUACUUGAAGGCUUUACAUGGUGCAGCCGCGGCAUCAAGACUGUACGUGGACGCAGUGGGCAAGCUGGGCAGGCAAGCCCAGCAGGGGACGUGGGGAGGAUGCGCCGACAUAGGGACCGCCCUAAUGAAGGUGGUGGAAGUAUAUCGAGAAAUACAAGAUCAACAGAUGAAUAUCCUCAAGGCUUUCUAUGUCGAUCUGCUGGUCCCCUUGGAAACUAAUUUGGAGAAAGAUACCAAAGUAGUUCAGUCGGAGCAGAAGAGAUUCCUGCAACAACACAAGCUGCGUUCAGAGAGUUACAGCAAGGCUGCAGCCACGAUAAAGAAGCAACGGAAGAAGAAGACCAAUGUCACUAAAGCUGGGUCUGCCAUGGAUAAGGAAAUGAAGAACAUGCAAAUCUUAGAAGAGGAGAAAACAAAACUGGAUGCAUUUUGUGAGCAAAGUUUGAAGAAUGCUAUGACCCAGGAGCGUCGUCGAUAUGGAUUUGUACUGGAAAGGCAGUGUUCAUUGGCUAAGCAUUGGUUGGCGUACCACUCAGCAGGUGCAACAGCAUACAAUACCGGUCUGGAAGAGUGGCUCGAGGUGUCGCGGACCCGGGAGUACCUUCCACCGAAUGUGGAAGCCAUGUUCGUCAGCAGGAUGAGGCAAGUCUCCUUCUGGGCUGACGAAGAAGUCUACGCAAGUCCCCGUAUAGGAGACGAUGACGACCGCGCAUCCGUGGGCUCAGCCCUGCGCAAGACCAGAUCCGUCGACGCUUCGUGUCUCGAUGUACGGUCUAUUGGAGAACUCGGUUCUCCCACACAAGGACUGUCCCGAGCCAAAUCCGACUUCAACCUACAAGCUUUGCAUUCCGGCGAACAAGAACCCGACACCCGUAUAGCGACCCGUCCAUCGUCCCUGGCCCCGCCGGCCUGCACCACUCGCGAGCCGCCCCUGGCUCGAGCUCUAUACGCCUACGCAGCAGCGGGAGACAACCAGCUCAGUUUCCAGCAAGGAGACGUUCUAGCUCUACUUGGAGAGAGGACCAAGGGAUGGCAGUACGGGGAAAAUCUACGUACUCAUCAUGCCGGGUGGUUCCCCUUGGCGUAUACUGAGCCGAUUGCUAAUGAAGAGCCAAGUGCCUCACCCGCUCGCUGGGGCGUAGCGCAGACGCCGAACGAAGCACCGCCGCCAGCACCAGUUGCUCACGCGCAGACAUCGGGCACUCCCACUACGCAUAGCCAUGCGCACCCACCGAUACGCAUCUUUGGAGAUACCAUCACAGCUCAUCAUAUCAACAAGGGUCGCUUGGGGAGCGGAUCACCCGGGCUACCCCCCACUCUGCCGGCCCCGUCACCUAGUGCUCUAAGCACCUCUGCUAGUGCCACAUUCCAUGCGUCUACUCCGGCCCCCGUACCCAACACUGCAAUCAAGAAUUCCACAUCAGCUGCCAGUUUCACGACUCACGCAGUCAUAGAAACUAGGACAUUUGGACCGCAAACAUUACCUUUGCGUUCACAGGUGGCGCAGAACAAGGCAGGUCCAGCUAAGACAGUUGUGUCGGCUGUCGGUGCAGUUGGUAAUGUAUCGCUGCACAGCUCCAAUGAUUCUGGCUUCUCCAAUGAACCGCCGCCACAGCCAGAUGUUGACUACAGCGACGAAGAAGCUCAGAGACUUCGCGUUCCCAUUAGUAAAUCUGCUCAACACGCCAACGACAAGGCCUAUUUGCUCAAAACACAAAGUCUAAAACGACCCCAGAAACCCACAAAUACGAACGGCUACUUAACGGAUGAUCAACAGUUGAUGCUACGCAACAUGUUGGAUAUGGAUAAAGAUUCACAGAAAGUCAAGAGAACGAAAUCAUUCUGGAAAUUUGGCCGUACAACAUCUGAAGAGAUAAUGGAAGGCAUGUCACUCUGGCAACAUCGUGAUAUCGUUGAUACCGUACCAGAAUACAAGAAAAAGCUGUUUGUUAAAAUGAAGAAAGAACUAAGACCAGCACCAGACGUGCCUGAGCCUAGAAAACAACCAAGCCCUGACAAAACACCCCCUGUAGAGAAUACUCAACCGCGUCCGAAAGAAACGAUCGAUAGAAAGGAUGUCAAAGUUACCAAUGGCAUACGCCAAGCUAGAAGUCUUGGGUCCAUACAAAGUGAGGAACGUAUUGAAAAGGGAAGAAGAAGUGGUGAAAUGUAUCAACCAAUGAAUAAAAAGAGCAUGUCGGAAAAGUCUAUCGCCGAGGAAAAGCAAGAAGAAUUCGUGCCACGUAAUGAAUCCAGGCAUUCUGAUCUGACCAACACAAGCACGAUAAAAACUAAUUUCGAAAACAGUUUCUAUAAUGAUGAGACUGGAGAGGGUUUUGUCAUGAAAACGGUAAAACGAAGAGAGAUUCUACAAAGAUAUGAUAAUGAUAGCAGCUCUGAUGUCAAUUCUGUUGCUUCAAGUACUGACCCGUACGACUGUAUUAUUGUAGAUGAUCACAUGACAUCAAAGAAGCAACAAGAACUUGAUAGGCGGCGUCAAACGCAAAUGCUUGAAGAUGAAGUAAAGAAACGAAAAGAAAAUGCUUACAUGCCUGAAUUUGAGGAAAUUGAAAUAACACCGAUUAAACCCCACGUGCGUGCCACAUUGUCGUCAGAAAAGUCUAAAAAGUCAUCACACGAACGUUCUCCACCGAAAACAAUGGAGUUCAAAACGUUCAAAGACAAUUCGAAAGAAAUAAAAACUUUCUCUGCGUCGUCUGAAACUUUGAAGUACAAAGACAAUGAGCAUCACACCGAUCGAUACGGAAUUCCUACGGAAAGGAACAAUAACGUAAUUCGAAACGAAGACAAUUAUAACGGACACGAUGAAGGUACACUUAAAUAUAAGAAACGCUCAAGUAAAGAAGAGAAGAAUCGCCAGCAAAACAGCUUUGAAAACGGAGAGAGAAAGAAUAACAAAAAAGAUUUACCGCAAGCAGAAAUAAGAAAUCAAAAGAAAGAAUCAAGACCUUACGAUAACAGAGAACCGCGAAUAGAUUACUCUUUAGACAGACGCGAGGUAAGAAAAGAUUUCACAAGUCCAAAGAACAAAGACCCAAGAAACAGAAACCGUUCGAAUAGAAGUUAUGAUGACAGUUCACUGCAAUACAACGGACGUAGAGAGGAAAGAUAUUACGAGUCAAACAUAUCGUAUUUUAGCGACCAGGAGCGGCGCGUAUCUAGGUACGAUUACGAAACGGAUUCAAAGAAAGCUGAAAAGUCGAAAUUGCGUCAGGAAGAGGCGCGCCUAGAAGGUAGACGUUUCGCAGACCGGCGCAGCGAGGGUCCGUACAGCGAGUCCGACGACCAAAAGUUCAAUGAGGCGUUAAAACAGCAAAGGCCGCAGCUGCUACCCCGUACUAAACUUCUGAAACGGACGGUAGAAGGCAGUGAACUGCCUGAAGAUGGACACACUUUUGGACCGUGGUACGAUUUGUGGGGUCGAGAAAAUGCAGUGUACAAGUAGAUUUAGUGCAGGUUUGUUUUAUUUAGUUUGAGCUAGAAUUUAUAGAUAUAACGAUCUUUUUUGUAUGUACUUUUACGUAAUACUUGGGGAUUUAUGUUUAAUGUCUUAUGAAGUCAUUUUAUGAGUCGUUUGGUUGUGUAAUUUUAAAAUCCGCGAAUUUUAUAACAUCUUAUAGUCAUUUUAAGUUGUAUAUUAAUUUUUGCGCAGGCCACAACAAUUUGCUACGGUGAAGCUAAGGAAAACACUAACAAACGAUCGAUCGUCGCCUGCCAUUGAAUAAUGUUUUAUAUAAUUAUUAUUAUUUUGUUACAUAAUAUUAAUUGUAAAUUUAGAAACACCAUGUAUUUUGUACAGUUAAAUAUUCAUAGUCUAACAAAGAAUAUAUCACAAUUUUUACAAUAAUCAAA
Messenger RNA from Pectinophora gossypiella (pink bollworm), 4604 nucleotides. RefSeq lists its product as uncharacterized. Lineage: Eukaryota; Metazoa; Arthropoda; Insecta; Lepidoptera; Gelechiidae. The record is from RefSeq and is a predicted model, not a curated record. Gene Ontology annotation, molecular function: protein binding. Gene Ontology annotation, biological process: actin crosslink formation; positive regulation of actin filament polymerization; plasma membrane organization. Bases 631 to 4197 code for a protein of 1188 amino acids. The transcript has 17 exons. Gene Ontology annotation, cellular component: cytosol; nucleoplasm.